Messenger RNA from Terrapene triunguis (Three-toed box turtle), 2640 nucleotides. Its product is annotated as collagen alpha-1(IX) chain-like. Lineage: Eukaryota; Metazoa; Chordata; Testudines; Emydidae. The record is from RefSeq and is a predicted model, not a curated record. Bases 1 to 2640 code for a protein of 879 amino acids. The transcript is spliced from 27 exons.
AUGCCUCCUACACCUCUGACGGCUCUAUUACGACCGGCAGCUCUUUUACCUCCAUCCGAGGAGUCUUCUGCGAGAACUAUCCAAGCUGCCAGUCUUCUAUCAGAACCAUCUCCAGGCCUGGAAGCUGGUCUUGGUGACCAGUCCAUGGCAGCCACCAAGGAGGAAGAUUUCCUCAGCUUGGUGGGUAGGUGGCAGAGUCCCCCCCUCACUGUCUCGGAGAUUGGUCCUGGCAGAUACCACCAGGAUCAGAGAUCUCUUGAACUACGACUGGAGGGCCUGGGUGGACCCCCUGGUGCUCAGCCAGUGCAUAAGGCUCUCCACCGCUUGUGUCCCCCAGCGUGCAUGUACUCAAGAAGUCCUACAAUGAAAUUUCCAGUUCUGAUGGUCCUGGUGACUCUUUUCAAUAUUUUCCUAUGUCAGGAUUUACCAAAUUCUGUAGAGGUUGAUCUUCUUCAGGAGUUCAGAUUGUCCAAAGCAUCGGAUCUAAACAUAGUUGAAGGAUCAAACUCAGAUUCUUUAGUUUACUGCAUAAAUCCUACCAUACAGCUCAGGAAAAACACCAGUGGUCAUCCUGACUGCUUGCCUUCAGAAUUUUCCAUCAUUGCUACUUUUAAGAUGCUGGAAGACACUCCACAAAAUGUGUGGAAUUUAUGGCAAGUUAGUGAUUCUGCUGGCAAAACCAGAGUUGGUAUUCGCUUCCUGCGUGACAAAAAAUCUCUGGAUUUCUUUCAUGCCACUCCAUCCAAAACACUCAUGUUCAGGACAUUCAACAAUGUGGACAAGGCUUUUGAUGGUUCUUGGCACAAGUUAGCAUUAAGUGUGAAAGGCGAUGAUGCAAAAUUAUUGAUUGAUUGUCAGGAGGUCAGUGCAGUUCCAGGAAAUGAACAGAGAGGUGUUUAUGGAAACGGAUAUACUUUGCUGGUAAAAAGAUCAGUUGAAGAGUCUCCUGUUUUGGUGGAUUUACAACAACUUGAAAUGCACUGUGACGCAGAUAAAGCUUACUCGGAAGGCUGCUGUGAGCUUUUGGAUGUUUGCGGAGCAAGCGCUCAACAGGAUCUUACUGGAAAUACAGUAUGUAAAUGUGCCCAUGGGAGACCAGGAGAUCAAGGAACAACAGGGCCCAAGGGGCAAAAAGGAGAGAAGGGAGAACAAGGAAAGUCUGUCAGUGUUGGAAAUCUGGGAGUCCGUGGUAACCCGGGAAAUUAUGGAAACACUGGAGAGCCUGGUCCAAAAGGUUUAGUGGGCACUAAGGGUGAAAAAGGAAUGAGAGGGUUACAUGGUGAAUGGGGUGAUCAAGGUCCUCUAGGUCUCAAAGGAUUACCAGGAGCAGAGGGCUUCAAGGGGGUAUCUGGAACACCAGGAAACAGAGGAGAACCUGGGGCAAAAGGAGAAAAGGGAGAACUGGGGCUUGUGGAAAUCAUGGGAUUCCAAGGAGUGAAGGGUAAUGAAGGCUUCUCUGGGGCUGAUGAUUUACCAGGCCAAGAAGGACCUAGGGGCCUCGUUGGUGUUCCAGGGGAUUUUGGUCCACCCGGACCAAAAGGAGCUCCAGGUUUUACCGGAUCUCGAGGAAGGAAAGGUACACCUGGUCCAAAGGGAAUACGUGGAGAUCCUGGGUUGCCUGGGCGAGAGGGGGAUCCUGGUAUAGAGGCCUAUCAAGGAUCUCAAGGGCCAGAGGGUGGUCAAGGUACUUUGGGUUUAAAGGGAGAGAAAGGAUUUCUAGGAGAAGCAGGUCCUGAAGGCCCUUGGGGAAGAACAGGUGAUACUGGUUCAAAAGGGAUUGCAGGAAUUCCUGGUAGGCCUGGCUUCGCUGGUCCCCCUGGAACUACUGGUCAUAUUGGGCUACCAGGAACUCGUGGAUUGAAGGGAAAUGUUGGUGUUCCAGGCAUAAAGGGUCUAGAAGGUGACAAGGGAGAAAAAGGAGUUAAAGGACCAAAAGGAAAUGUUGGAGACAAAGGACCAACAGGACCAGAGGGUUUUAUUGGUAAAAGAGGUCCACCAGGAGAGCCUGGAUCCCGAGGCCAACCUGGAGAACAGGGUGUUCCUGGAGAUGAGGGUCCACCAGGAAAUGUUGGAUCAGUUGGACCUCCUGGGCUGCCUUUCCCAGCAGCUCAUGUGAUAGAAGUGUGCAAACGAAUUGUCUUAGAACAAAUGUCAAUGUUUGCCAAUAGUGUUGGGAGGAAAUGUGCCAGCACAUGCCCACUUUAUGGAGAUGUGCCUAUGGGGCCUCCAGGACCUGUUGGUUUGCCUGGACCUCCUGGAGAAGAGGGCAAACCUGGGUUAAAUGGAGCUGAUGGAGAACAUGGACCUAAAGGCUUUUAUGGCGAUGUUGGUGACCCAGGAAAACAAGGACCAAAAGGUGAACAUGGAGACAAAGGAGAUAGAGGUGCCAAAGGUUUUGUAUUUGCUGGCUUUGAAGGCAAUCAAGGCCCAAGAGGUGAAAGUGGAAGAAGUGGACUAGCAUUCAAUGGACUUCCAGGUCAGCCUGGCCCACGGGGACAUAUGGGACAGUCUGGUUUGAGAGGAUACCCAGGACUUAGAGGGCCUCCAGGUAUAUGUAAAACAGGGUGUGAUCCUUAUCUUUCAAAUGAUGUAGAUCAGCAAAGUGAGUCAUCAUCUUCUUUUGUAUGGCAAGCAAAGUGA